Messenger RNA from Daktulosphaira vitifoliae (grape phylloxera), 574 nucleotides. Its product is annotated as activating signal cointegrator 1 complex subunit 3-like. The transcript has 5 exons. The record is from RefSeq and is a predicted model, not a curated record. The annotation marks the transcript as partial. NCBI's taxonomy places the organism in Eukaryota, Metazoa, Arthropoda, Insecta, Hemiptera, Phylloxeridae.
UUGUUUAAUUUGCUUGGAUUUAAACGUCUUGAUCUCAUAGAAAUUCUUCUAAAGCAUAGGAAUAACAUAGUCAAGCAAAAUUUUUCUUCAGAUGAAAGAAGAUUUGCAUUCAAUGCCAAAGAUAUAAAGAUGGAUAAACAACCAAGACAUAUGGAAAUGAUAACUAUUGAAACUGAAGAAGAUAAGAAACUUAGAAAAGAAUUGAGAAAAGAAGAAAAAGCCCUUCAAAGAUUUAAUCGACGAAGAGAAUCUGAUUCUGAUGAUGAAGCAAUUAAAAUAGUUUCUAAGACUACUAGUGCACCUAAUGUCCCCAUGUUUAUUGAUCCAAAGAGUUGUAAGGCACCUUUAGCUGAAAAGUUUCCACAUGUAUAUGACAUAAAUUCAGAAUCAAAAGUAUCAAGUUGUUAUAUAAAUGGAGAUCCUUGUACUAUUCCUAUUGGAGCUAAAAGAACUGAUCAUAAAACUUAUGAAGAAGUGUACAUUCCACCUACUAGGUUGUCACAAGAUUUAACAGUUGGCAAAAAACUAGUUGCUGUUAAAACAUUAGAUGAGAUUGGCCAAAAAGCAUUUAGUG